AUGCCGAACCUUCGACACCACCGCAGACACCACUCCUGGCCCCACUGCGGCUCCGAGCUAUGCAUGCGCGCUCCAUCCAACCUGGAGAUUCGCAACCUCAAACCAAUAUCAAUCACUGAAGCCAACCAACAAUGGGCCUUUCAACAGUCCACGGUCGUCCCUCUCAUCGCGGAAGAAGAGCCCGGUACCGAUGAUGCCGAGAUGGCAGGAAUAGUCAGGACACCGUCACGAAGCGUGCACCGUCUCUGGUCCCGCCCUAUACAAAAGCCGCGAUGCGACGAUAUCCCAAAUUCUGCUUCAGCAGCUGAAGCACGGAAGCAUGUUCAUCGCAGCGUGCUUCGGCGGCUGAUUCGUCGACCGCCGCUCGAUAAAACCCGAUCGUUAUUUGUCAUGCCGACAAUGAUGAACGCGGGAGAUCAGGUUAUGAUUUCGGGUUGGAUGCCUCCCAGGUUGUCGGCGAGGCCGGUUAUGGUGACCGAGAGAAGGAGCACAAUUUCAGUGAUGGAUUCACCGCAAUUUGUUACUGAAAAGAGACACAGGAGGUCGCAUUCUGCGCAGCCGCGGUCGUGGAGGGAGCCGAGCGCGAGUCUUUUUAGUUUGAAGGAGGAAUGA
This is a messenger RNA of Penicillium pulvis, 612 nucleotides long. RefSeq lists its product as uncharacterized. The coding region runs from base 1 to 612 and encodes 203 amino acids. The record is from RefSeq and is a predicted model, not a curated record. The transcript has a single exon. NCBI's taxonomy places the organism in Eukaryota, Fungi, Ascomycota, Eurotiomycetes, Eurotiales, Aspergillaceae.